GAGAAGAAACAUCUUCUGCUAAAAGGUGGAGGUGGAAGGUGCGCGCCGAGGAUCCAGACGUGUGCGCGCACUGACGGGAGGUUAUGACCGACUACCUUCACCUGGACGCCAGGCUGCUGCCGCUCAUGAUGAUGAUGAUAAUGAUGGGAUGCUUGAUGGUUGGUGGAACUGCGCCAGCUGCCCCGGUGAACGUGUCGGUGACCCAGCUUCGAGCCACUUCGGCCAGGGUGACCUGGAACGUCCCUCUGGGAGAGACGGUGAUCGGUUACGCCAUUUCGCUGCAGAGGCAAGACGGCCUGAUGCAACGCUCCAUUCGUGAGGUGAACACAUCAAGUCGCUGGUGUGUGCUGUGGGACCUGGAUGAGUUCACACACUACAGUGUGCAGGUGCUGUCUGUCGGACUGUAUGGUGACAGCCAACCCAGCAGCGCCCUCCACUUCAGGACCUUGGAAAGAAGCGAUCACUACCCCGCUGGAGUGCUUGACCACCAUGAACCAGCAAUGGAGGGUUUGGGAAUGUCUCCUCACCUGCAGACUGGAGAACUGCUCAUCAUCACCACAGUGCUGCUGCUGUGGGCAGCCGUCAUCGCCCUGUUCUGCCGGCAAUACGACAUCAUUAAGGACAACGACUCAAAUAGUACUCGAGAAAAGUCCAAGAGGCCGCUGGUUCCGGUCGCCUCCUCCUACUACAACGCCUCCGCCACCAGCUCUCCCAUCUACCACAACGGCGCCAUCCACAGUGGCAGGCUUCACAGAGCCUCGUCGUCUAUCAGCAUCAUUCGAGUCUGAGAGCCGUCCACGGUUGAGUCGAUGUCCAGGGAGCUUGCCGCGAUUUCAUCGCAGAGACUAAACAGGCUUGUCGGAGAGCCGCACGACUCCCUACUAAUGAAAACGUGAGAGAGGAAGUCGUCAACUCGUGACUUUGACCCUGGUUGUGGAGUGUGCAGCGCUUUCGCUUUCUCGUCUGCUCGAAGGGACAGGCCGGCUUCCUGCCAUGAUCCUUCGAAGACGGAAGUGAAUGUACGCAAGCAUGACGGGCAAAUUUGGUUUCUUGCUUCUUUUUUUUUUUUGUCAGACGGCUUUGGUUGAGCAGAUGCCGGAGUUAGUUUGUUUUCAAUAACUACAUGACUAGAUUACUAACGCCUAGGGGUGUAACGAUUCAUCCAUACACAUCGAUUAAUCGAUAUAAUGCUCUACGAUUUGUUGCCAUCGAUGCUAAACGUAAACAUCGCUCUAUAUCGCCAGUUUUUGACCUCUGACAUUAGACGCGACUUUAUUUUGAAAUCCAGUUCAUUGUUGCUUGCUUCCUCUUUCCGGGAGCGGUGCGCGGCGUGUUGUGUUGUGAGCAGAGCAGGCACGUGAAAGGGGAGCCGACAACUACGCGGCUCCUGGGCUGGUCCUAUGACUACUAGCCAUUGGUUAGUGUCAAAGAAGACGAGGAAAUUCGCUCCCCUUUGGGCUUCAAGUCAUUCGUUUGGAAGCACUUUGUAAUUUCCUAAAUAAAAAGAUUGCAGUACCUUGUUGAUAUUGCGGAUGAAUUGUUAUCAGGAUAUUGUUCUAUAUCGAACGUAGAGCACUAUAUCGUGAUGUAUCGUGAAUGAAUCACAGCAGGCUUUAAGAUAUCGGCAAAUAUCUUAUCGUGUCAAAGCCCGCGAUUUACACCCCUACUAACGCCACUAUCAUCGUAAUGUAUUUCAUUUUGGAGGACUUUGAAGAGCACCUUCAAACAUUAAACGAUUUAAAAGACACAAUGAAAAGUAUUGUAAGAAACGAAUAGCAAUAAAAAACAAGAGUAACACAAGUUCUAACUAUUAGUUCUAAUCAAUAUGCCAGUUGAGCACCCCUUUGGACUAUUCCAUCUCAUUGCACACGUGCAGAUUUAGUUCAGGAAGAAGGUUGCAGAUGUUCCCCCAAAAUUGGUGGCCUGCUGUGAGAAAAAUUAAAUAGUGGAAGAAGGUGAGAGAAAACCAAACCGCUGCAGCCAUUUCCAAGGUGACAUGGAAUGUGCAUAAAUAUCAACAAUGGGAGCCAAACAAACAUUCGGGCCAAUUGCAGCAGUACUGCUGUCUGUGUCUGCAAGUCUUGCUCCUACUUUCUUGUCAGACUCCAUGUA
Syngnathus typhle (broad-nosed pipefish) is the source of this 2112-nucleotide messenger RNA. RefSeq names its product fibronectin type III domain-containing protein 4-like. Bases 84 to 788 code for a protein of 234 amino acids. Gene Ontology annotation, molecular function: protein binding. Lineage: Eukaryota; Metazoa; Chordata; Actinopteri; Syngnathiformes; Syngnathidae. The record is from RefSeq and is a predicted model, not a curated record. The transcript is spliced from 7 exons.